AGGUGUAACGUGAGGCGUUUGAGUGUUGUAGACACGUCGGCGUCGUCCUCGCUGCAAGCGGAUAACCUCAGGGCAUUGCUCCGUCUGUGUCCCAUGGUGGAAACUCUCACGUUGAGCCGCGGUUGUGGUGUGACGCCGAAUGACGUCACUGCGCUGAGUCGAGUGUGCAGGGAAACUCUGGGCAAGUUGAACACUGUGGAAAUAAGGAAGGCUAAGCUUGGGAUGCCGGCCUCUGGACCUCUUCUCGUUGAGUCGAUUGUCAGACUGAUGCCGUCGUCAGUGCGUUCGGUAACGUUGUUGUACACAGAUAUCUCAGUUUUAGGGUAUCGCUCAGUGAAGGCUCUUGCUGGUCCUGAGUAUCAUUCCUUUGUCGUGGAGAGAGAAAAGAAGAGCUGCGAGUCUCCUGAUCCUCCAACGAUGAGCGAUGAAUCUACUGAAUUACGAGAACGUUCGGCGACCGUCUCGGGAGACCCAAAUGUAGAAGCAGUGAAUGUGUCUUUGGGGUCUUGUGUUGAGCUUGUAGUACGCUCCCAGACGAAUCGGUCCGUGGAGCUCUGCCACCUGGACCUGCCGCGCCGCCGCACAUUCUCUUGGGACGUGUGAUCCCAUCGUGCUAAACCAUGUCGCUUAUUAUUAUCAAUUUCGCUAUAGUCGUAUUAUAACUUGUCUUUUGCUGCUAGCUUGCUAUAACCACUGCUGUCUCAAAGAACUUCAAUUUUUUAUUAUCUAAGAUUGACCCGGUUACAAGGUUGGCUUUGUGAGCUUUCCUGUCUGGCUUGAAUAUAAUGGUCACAUGUGCGCUCGGUCGCAUCAGUUUGGAGUUUCCUAUCACUGUACUGUUUCACGGUC
Perkinsus marinus ATCC 50983 is the source of this 849-nucleotide messenger RNA. RefSeq lists its product as hypothetical. The record is from RefSeq and is a predicted model, not a curated record. The transcript is spliced from 4 exons. Bases 94 to 603 code for a protein of 169 amino acids. NCBI's taxonomy places the organism in Eukaryota, Perkinsozoa, Perkinsida, Perkinsidae.